UCGUCUCGUAACCUGAAGUUGAAGGAGUCCCCCGGUCUGAAAGUGACGACCACAACAUCAAUUUGAAGAAGGGGGAGCACGUGGUUAAGUACGUCUUAUAAAUAUCCUUCUACAACCGGCCGCAUGCUGUUGUGACACUGGCAACAUCAGCUCUGUGGAACGGUUUUCAGCAAGAAGGGAUGGAGGAACGCGUCAACGGUUUACCAUUGUAUUAAAAGGAAUUAUCUUUAUACUUCAACGUACUUUCCAUACUUUUGAUUUUAAAAAAUCCCGCAAUUUCUCCAUUUAUAUUGACCCAACACAUGCGUUAUAACAACUUUUAAUAGGUUAUAUCUCCUCGAGACGACACCUUGCGAGUACCAGGACGGGUUGAUUUUUGCACUGUUGUAUGUUAUUCUGUCAAGAACCGCGAUGCAACUGCUCAGCGAAGCCGAUCUUGAGAUAGAGAAAUCAAAGACGGACUUGUGCUGAGCGCGGUACUGGCCACAGUUGGAAAGCUCGCAGCGCUCUGAUGCGGUGGAGGUGUGCGCUAACCCACAGGCUACACGUCUGUUCUGUACAACUGGAGAUAGCGAGCUAGCUGGUUGUACUUUGUUUAACUUCAAGGUUUUUGUAUUAAACUUUCAUUGCAAUUUGAUGGCCACAAUUCGGUCUUUUUGUUUGGACAAUUAUAACUUUACGCGCGUUUAGUAUGCGUUUAUUGUGAAGUGAUUGGUAAUAUACAUAGCCUACUGCUGCUGUCUGCUCCCCGUAUAACGGAUUUUACAGAUUAUUUCCCUUCCAUGGUUGUUAAAUGGAUUUCCAGGUACAUUUUGAAAUACUGUGCUGAAACUGGGAUCACAAAACUACCACGUUUCCCAAUAUUUAGGCUACAAGUAGUUAAGUGUGUAUGCCUAUAUUUAGUGGUAAAAAAUACAAUAUUUUGGCUUUUUUUCAUGUUUAUAUUGCUUUUCUGUUAAAUCUAAAUUCCCUUUCCAAGGCCGCUUUAUCGUUUUUUGUCAAGAUUUCAAGACGUUGCUGUAGUCUACUUUUAGAGUUCACAAUGAACUACUGCGUUUUAAGUCUUCUCCUGACCUUGGAUUUAGCCACUGUGGCCGUCAGUUUGUCUACAUGCAGUACGCUGGACAUGGAUCAGUUUAUGAAAAAGCGCAUAGAAGCCAUCCGGGGACAGAUACUGAGCAAGCUGAAGCUCACAAGCCCCCCGGAGACAUACCCCAAACCCGAGGAGGUGUCGCGGGAUAUCAUCGCCAUCUAUAACAGCACGAGGGACCUGUUGCAGGAGAAAGCCAACGAACGGGCAGCAACGUGUGAGCGCCAACGAAGCGAGGAGGAGUACUAUGCAAAAGAGGUUCACAAAAUCGACAUGCAACCCCCCUACCCCUCUGAGAAUGUCAUCUCUCCCACGCACUACAACCCGUACUACAGACGGCUCACCUUCGACGUGACCUCCAUGGAGAAGAAUGCCUCUAACCUGGUCAAGGCUGAGCUACGAGUCUUCCGCCUCCAGAACACCAAGGCCCGCGUGUCUGAACAGAGGAUUGAGCUGUACCAGAUUUUAAGUCACAAGGACCUGGCUUCCCCGACGCAGCGCUACAUCGACAGCAAGGUGGUGCGCACGCGCAUGGAGGGGGAGUGGCUGUCUUUUGAUGUGACAGAGGCAGUCAGUGAAUGGUUGCUUCACAGAGACAGAAACAGUGGAUUCAAGAUCAGCUUGCACUGUCCGUGCUGCACGUUUGUUCCCUCAAACAACUACAUCAUCCCCAAUAAGAGUGAGGAGCUGGAAACCCGCUUUGCAGGUAUAGAUGACAGCUUCCACCACAGCGGAGACCUGAAGGUGUAUAGGAAACGGCGCCACAGCGCCCAGGCUCCACACCUGCUCAUGAUGCUGCUGCCCUCCUACCGCCUGGAGUCCCAGCACAAGAGCCACCGCUCCAAACGAGCCCUGGACGCUGCCUUCUGCUCCAGAAAUGUCCAGGAUAACUGCUGCUUGCGGUCGCUCUACAUCGACUUCAAGAAGGAUCUGGGCUGGCGGUGGAUCCACGAGCCCAAGGGUUACAACGCUAACUUCUGCGCCGGGGCCUGUCCCUAUCUAUGGAGCGCUGACACCCAGCAUUCCAAGGUGCUAGGUCUGUACAACACCAUCAACCCGGAGGCGUCAGCGUCGCCCUGCUGUGUGUCUCAGGAUCUGGAACCUCUCACCAUCCUCUACUACAUCGGCAAGACCCCCAAGAUAGAGCAGCUCUCCAACAUGAUCGUCAAGUCCUGCAAGUGCAGCUAGGAACUGUUACAAGGCAACACACAUUCAGUCACACACAUUCAUACACACGUGCAUAUUCAGUCACACACACACACACACUUGGAUAAACACAC
Molecule: messenger RNA, 2370 nt
Organism: Oncorhynchus masou masou (cherry salmon)
Lineage: Eukaryota; Metazoa; Chordata; Actinopteri; Salmoniformes; Salmonidae
Product: transforming growth factor beta-2 proprotein-like
Exons: 7
Coding region: 890-2278 (462 amino acids)
Biological process (GO): transforming growth factor beta receptor signaling pathway; regulation of cell population proliferation
Cellular component (GO): extracellular region
Molecular function (GO): growth factor activity; transforming growth factor beta receptor binding; cytokine activity
Source: RefSeq, a predicted model, not a curated record